Molecule: messenger RNA, 669 nt
Organism: Notechis scutatus (mainland tiger snake)
Lineage: Eukaryota; Metazoa; Chordata; Lepidosauria; Squamata; Elapidae
Source: RefSeq, a predicted model, not a curated record
GCGAAGAUUGUUGAAGAUGGCAGACCUGACACUGAAGAUUAUUCUGGUUGAACGCAGAAUUUGAAUCCUUCUGUUUUAUCUACUGCCUCUGACCAGCGGCGCUGCAGCAUCCUUUCUAACAGUCUGGGGGGGGGGGGGGGGUUUCUGACCCCUCUGGCACUUGUGACCCCACUCUUCUUCCCCUGCAGGCUUAGUAAGAUCACCAACCGCUUGACCCUUCAGCGAAAGAGUCAGUUCAUGCAGAGGUUGCACAGUUAUUGGACUCUCAAGAGGCAAUCACGCAAUGGAGUCCCUUUGUUGCGGCGGCUCCAAACGCACUUGCAAUCCCAUAGGAAUUGCGAACAAGGAAGGCCAGCUCCUCCUCCUCCCGUGGCCAAGACUGAGCAGCGAGAUAACACAGAGGAUAAGAACUGGGCCCUGAAAGAGCAGCUGAAGUCCUGGCAGCGCCUCCGCCACGACCUGGAACGAGCGCGCUUGCUGGUGGAGUUAAUUCGCAAGAGGGAGAAGCUCAAGAGAGAGACGAUUAAAAUCCAGCAAGUGGCCCUGGAGGUGCAGCUGACUCCCUUCCUCAUCCUCCUGCGCCGGACCCUCGAGCAGCUCCAGGAAAAGGACACGGGCAACAUCUUCAGCCAGCCGGUCCCGCUGUCUGAGGUAACAGAACUCUACGAA